AUGAAGAAAAAACUCGGAAAUCUACAGACAAUGGUACUGUCAAGCUUGACCGGCAGUGUCCAAACCAAAAUCACUACCAGUGAAGAAAAGCUAAAGACGGUCAGUGAGCUAACUUGGAUGAAUCAAGGGGAGAAUGAGGGUGGUUUAGACAGCAACGUGAAUGCAUCGAGAAUUCUGAGUUCACGCUUUAACCAUAGAUGUGAACGCUGCACACCACGAGGUCGUGUUGGUAGUGAACUCUCCUCGACGACUUGCUCAAUUAUGCGGGAUCAAAUGCAGACGGAACUGACCUCUCUUAGUCUUAACUCAGUUUCCGAUAAUGAGAGCGAUCCUGAGGCGCCCAUCUCAGGGGAAUGGGAGGAGGAUGUAGUUGACAAAAAAUUGAGGGAACUCCCAACAAUGCAACGCUGCGGAAAGGAGGACACUCAGUCGAGUGCCUCAGAAAUCCCUUUGUGUGGCAUCUUGCAGACUCUUAGACCCACAGCAAACGUCCAGAGGCCUCUACUAACCUCCUCAAUGGUCACGACCGCUGCAAGCAGCUUCAACAGAAUUCCCUCUCUAAGGAGACUUCAUCCACUCAAAAUGCGUCCCGUGGUAAAGACCAGUGGUAAAUUGGGUCAUUCUAAAGAGGUCAGACACGGAGUAGGCAAUGGUCGAAAGUCACCGGUGACGGCACUUCCAGGUCGACGAAUUCCUGAUCUCGAAUCUGGCCGUACCUCCGCAAAUACUCAUCCACAUACGCCUAGAAAAAGCUCCAUCCCUCGUCAUCCUCCUCCACCACGUGCCGGCUUAGCCAAGAAAGCGUCACUUUCCAUGGCUAGGAAGGUAGCCUGA
This is a messenger RNA of Echinococcus granulosus, 834 nucleotides long. RefSeq lists its product as hypothetical. The record is from RefSeq and is a predicted model, not a curated record. Bases 1 to 834 code for a protein of 277 amino acids. The transcript has 3 exons. Lineage: Eukaryota; Metazoa; Platyhelminthes; Cestoda; Cyclophyllidea; Taeniidae.